AUGUGCUGGGCGCCCCAGCGAUGUGCUGCUCUCCUGCAGCCACGCCGUGCUAGCAGUCUCUCGGUUUGCUCGGCGUCAGGAAGUCUGAUCGUUAGCUCCAACUGGGCCACGUUAAGCACAGCUCGAGGCUCCGAGGUGUCCUCGCGGGAAGGGGUGUGGGGCGCGCAGGCAGAGACCGCCGAAAGACACGGAAUGCAGACAGCGCCUCGGCAUGUGCGGCGUCAGCUGCCCGGUCUUCCGUCGGCCUUGGAGGCCGCAGUCGGCCGGGGGCUCGGGGACCGGGGACCGGGGAGAGGCGCGCGGGGCAGCGGGACCCGCAGCGCGGCUGCUCCUCGGCGCGCGUCUCGGCCCAGCUCGCGUCCGACCCGACUGAAGUCGCCCCCCCUCCCCCCCCGGCUAGCUCGGGGAAGCCGAGCGUCGGAGCCUCUGCGGCCGAGGGCCCGGGCGCCGCCUUCCCCACGCCGGCGCGGCCGCUCCGAGGGCGCGCGGUGCAGCCGGAGCCGCGACGCCGCGGCGGGUGUGGUCGGUUCAGAGCCCGAGCGCCGGGGAGCCUGCAACUCCACCUUUCCCACGCCGCCAGCCCGUCACCCUCCGGCAGCCCCGCGCCCACCGCCCACUCACCCCACCACACCUGAGGAAAACUUUUCCCUCUCCUUUCAUUUCAAACUCGCUAGCGUCCACGGUUGCCGCAAACCGUCCCGUGCCUAGCAACGAGGUUCCGGCCGUAGAGCGAGCGGCUCUAGGUGUAGGAAGGUGAUGUCGUAAAGCCGCGAGUGUCGUAAACCAGUUUUCAGUUUAAAUUCUCAUCUGGCAAUUGGCCGAAAACUCCCAUCUGAAGACGUGAACAUCCAAAUGUCAGUUUGUGAUUUGGCCACUGUCUGCUUGAUGUAGGAAGGCACUAUCAAGAAAGACUAAUGGAGUGACUAUCGAAAGGAAAUCAAUGGAAAGUCAUAAACUUCCAGCGCAAGAAGAUUAUAAAGAGGUCCCUCCUGCACCAAGAAAGAUCUGCAGAUCUUUUUCAGUGUCCUGCAAGUAUGGGCUAAGAACUUGCUCGGUUUGUACCAAGCACCUUGUUCUCUCAAGCUCUGUAAAGAUGGAAUCAACAAAUUAUGGUCCAUGGGCCAAAUCCAUCUCUUUGCCUGCUUUUAUAGGGCCUACAACAUGUAAAAAUUGGAUUUAUAUUUUAAAAUUGUUCCUUAAGGAAAGAAACAGCAAAUAAACAUCAAAAAUGUUCAUCAUCACUGGUCAUUCGAGAGAUGCAAAUGAAAACAACACUGAGAUUCCACCUCACCCCAGAAAGA
Molecule: messenger RNA, 1301 nt
Organism: Heterocephalus glaber (naked mole-rat)
Lineage: Eukaryota; Metazoa; Chordata; Mammalia; Rodentia; Bathyergidae
Source: RefSeq, a predicted model, not a curated record